AUGUCGGACUUUCACUGUAAUUCAGUGGACAGUGAUGUAAUUUAUGAGUAUGAAAAUAUGUCUGUGAACCAAAUUAUUGGAAUUAGGAAUGAGUUUCGAAGCCAAGAUAAUAUACGCCGAAACAAUAAAGAAUUGAAUAAACAAAUGAGUUAUAAUGGCUUAAAAAGUGGGAUAGUAAACACUUCAUCAGAAGUCAACACAUUUGAGAGAAACUCGAAUCCUAAUAGACGUGGUGGUAAAUUAAAACCAAGACAUGUGCCCGAUUUUGUAUUAAUAUCUCCUGAGGAUGUUGAUAAAUUGCUUUCUUCGGUAGCAACUUUGGAUGAAAGAAAGACUAUAAUGAAUAAUUAUGAGCUUGGAACUAUUGUGUUAAGAAGGCUGUGCAUAAGCGAAAGUAGCGAAAUUAAGGCCUUUAUGGACUCAAUUCAGAUGAGAACUACAGGAAAGGCGUUGGAAAGUCAUGAAAGAAACAUAAUCUGCUUGACUUUUAGAGGCCAACCUAAAAGAUGGGUAUUUUGCCCAUGCAGAAGCUGUUUAUUUAAAGGUAAGGCACAUGAUAAAUUAAUGGGUCAUUUCAAAAUUAUGGAACAAGAUACUCAAACAAAUAAAUUUCAAAUUUCUAAAAAUGUAUAUGAUUCAUAUGGUGUUUUCAUGGCUUCCUGUGGUUAUUUUGCUGCCACUUUUUGUCCACAACAAAAUUACUCUUCUCACAAAGUGUUCGUUGGCCCUACAAUUUCGGAUUUGAAAGGAAGGAUUCAUGACAGAUAUAUAUUAUUUGUUAAUGACUCAAAAGUUAUACAUAUGGCAUGGAGAAGAAAACAAAAUUACACUUUUGAUUGUGAAGAAUUACUGAGUAAUGUAAUGUCCAAGUUGAUGGUUUGCGGAAAAUCAGGUCAUGUGCAAAUGGUAAAUCAAUUAAGUAAAGGAUAUUCUGGGUUAUUGUCUAUGCCACUUAAAUUACGUUUCCAUUGUGAAAACUUAGAAAAGCAACCUAAUUCGAUUAAUUCGGUGAAUGACUUUAGCAAGGGUGGAGCAGGCUUAAUUAGUAAAAAAAAUAAGAGAAAAAUAAACAAAAGACAUCUGGAAGAUUGGGAUAUUAUAAAUUCAGACAAAUUCCUGAGUGACGCUAACGAGCUUCAGAGCGCAUAUAACAAAGCUAUGGGACAGAAUCUGACAUCUAAAUCUUACUCUUUCCCAAAUUCUCCGGUAGUGAGGGUUCAAAAUAAUCAAUAUUACAACUCAGAUAACAACUCUUUAACUCCAAGAUGUACAAAACAGUAUAUUUCCGAGUUAGGGCAUGAUGUUGAUGGUGAAACUCUCACUUCAAACAGAUAUGGUUGCAUUAUUGGUGAUGUAUCUACUGCAUCAGCAACACCUAUUGCAGAAAAUGCAGAUUGUAUUAUUAACAAACAAUUUACUUAUAAUUCAAAGAUUCUGGAUUGCAUUCAAACAAUAAACAAGGGUGGGCUCUCACUAAAUGAUAUGAAUAGGAGUAUAUAUGCAAAUGGCUCAUUAGAUCCAAAUUCUUUUAUUCCAAAAGUUCCAAUUCCAUCUUCCUUUCUCAGCAAUAUAAAUCAAAGUAAGAUUUUAAUGAACAACAUUGAAAUACAUAAGGCAGAGCAAUAUGGGUCUAAGCCAAAUAGUAAAAAUUGGUUUGGAUCAUCGGAAAACGAAAACGAGAAUCCAAAUAUAAAACAAUUGAAAGAAAAUUAUCUUUAUGGAGAUUUUUCACAAAGUAAUGGAAUUUUCAGAUCACAUCUUCAACCGAAUUUCAUAAAUGAAGGAACUCAUUUUAAUUUUAAUCCCUUGGUGUUUUCUUCUGAUUCUGCGACUAAUCCGAUGUUGCCAAGCGAGACGAUUGAAGAGGAAUCCAUGAGUAAGCAGAAUUUCAAUAAUGGAUUUAUAAUAAAUGGUAUUGCUACAAAUCAAUCAAUCUCUUUAUAUAGACAAGUUUUUUCUCCAAAUGAAAUAACAACCCCAAAUUCUACACUUGAAAUUUCAUCGCCUAUACGGCAGAUUCAACACUCGUUUAUUUCAGAUGGAAUUGUUCAAGACCAAAACAACCAAAUUAAUAUUAUUCAGCAAGUACAAAGUAUUGUAAAUCCAGGAACAUAUAGCGACGUAUUUGGUGAAGAUGUUGCACAGUGUACUUCAUGCGAACAUUGUUCUAUUGCUGGAUAUCCAUAUUAUUGUAAUUGCUAUAAAAUACCAUCUGAAUCAGCAGCUAACUCCAAUGUUAUUGAUGUCAAUGAUACUUCUGGAGUUUAUCAGUUGAAUAAUCAGUAUAUUCAUCCUUCACAUGAAGUGGAUUCAUAG
Molecule: messenger RNA, 2316 nt
Organism: Cryptosporidium ubiquitum
Lineage: Eukaryota; Apicomplexa; Conoidasida; Eucoccidiorida; Cryptosporidiidae
Exons: 1
Coding region: 1-2316 (771 amino acids)
Source: RefSeq, a predicted model, not a curated record